Messenger RNA from Drosophila nasuta, 2082 nucleotides. It is a transcript of the gene Ir60a, whose product is annotated as Ionotropic receptor 60a. The coding region runs from base 1 to 2082 and encodes 693 amino acids. The record is from RefSeq and is a predicted model, not a curated record. NCBI's taxonomy places the organism in Eukaryota, Metazoa, Arthropoda, Insecta, Diptera, Drosophilidae. The transcript has 2 exons.
AUGUGGCCCAAUUUCGCGGUGUUGCUGCUGAUGCUGAUGGGCACUGAGGCGAUUGUGAAUCCAUCGAACGAGUCCGCCAAUAUGGUCAUCUACAUGCUGCCCGGCAAGGAUGUGGGUCCGCAUACCUGGCAGGUGGGCGUCGACUGUCUGGACAGCUUUGCUCAAAUCUUCUUCUACCGCAAUCCGAUGGAGCGUUUCACUCGCGCCUACAAUCUGAUGAUGACCAACGUGUACAACAUGUCGCUGCCGGCAGCUCUCAUCCAGAAGGGCUUCAGCAAGCGCAUCAAUGAGGCCAUCAGCAACACAUCGAUGCCGCCGGAACGUGAGUUCUAUCAACUACGCGUCAUCUCGGAUCAACUGAAUUCGAAACCCUCGAAAAUCUUUGGCGAAAUUCUACUAGCUGACAAUUAUGUCAUCGUUGUGGACAGCGUGGAGCGACUGCAGAAGAUGAUGAGCAAGUAUUUGACUAAGAGUCGCUCCUGGAAUCCAGGAGCUCGCUUCCUUGUGCUCUACCAUAAUCCAGAGCUGCGAGAUAAACCCUGGAAGGUUGCCUCGACGAUCUUCAACGACCUGAUGACCAAGUUCUAUGUGCAUCGAGUGGCUCUGCUUUAUGCCAACUCUUCGACGGACUACAAUCUCUUGGUGAACGAUUACUACAGCAACAUCGACUGUCGCGUGCUCAGUGUGCAGAGCGUGGGUCAAUGCCAGAACGGUCAGCUUUAUCCCUCUUCACAUGCGGUUCAUGUGUCCAUGCUGGAUUACAUAAGCGGCUUCAGUCCUCGCAACUGCACCUUCUACGUCUGUUGUUCUAUUGCUGCUCCCUUCGUGGAAGAGGAUUGCAUUGUGGGACUCGAGAUGCGGAUAUUGGGAUUCGUGCGCAACCGUCUGGGUUUUGAAACCAAUCAGACGUGCACUCGGGACACACGAGGUGAGGUCGAUGAAGAUGGCAACUGGAAUGGUCUGCUGGGAAAAUUGUCCGAGGGCGAAUGCGACUUCAUAAUGGGAGGCUUCUAUCCCGACAACGAGGUGACUGUCGACUUCUGGGGAUCCGACUCUUAUCUCCAGGACGCACACACUUGGUUCACCAAGCUUGCGGAUCAUCGCCCCGCCUGGCGAGCCAUGAUCGGCAUCUUUGCCUGGAACACUUGGGUUAGCUUUCUGCUGGUGCUUGUCCUGACCUGGCUGUUCUGGUAUGCCUUGGUUCGGAUCUUGCCGGAGCCAAAGUACUUUCAGCAACUCAGCUUGACAGCCAUCAACGCCCUGGCAGUGUCCAUAGGCGUGGCAGUACAAGAGCGACCCAUAUGUGAGGCGACAAGAUUGUUUUUCCUAUCGCUGACCUUGUAUGGCAUUAAUCUGGUGGCCACCUACACCUCGAAGAUGAUUGAGACAUUCCAAUACCCUGGCUAUCUACAUCAGCUGGACGAGCUGGAGGAAGUGGUCGCUGCGGGCAUUCCCUUUGGCGGUGAGGAAGAGAGUCGCGAUUGGUUCGAGAACGACGACGACAUGUGGAUAUUCAAGGCAUACAAUUCGUCCGUCGACUUUAGGCCACGCACUAAGAACCUCAAAGACGUAGAGGAGGGACUGCGCUGCAUUCUGAGCAGCCGUAUGUACAUUAUGCAGAAUCGACAUGCAGACGACAUCUUCGCCUUUCCCCAGAACGUCUUCACCAGUCCCAUGCAGAUGAUCAUGAAGGCGGGCUUUCCCUUCAUGUUCGAGAUAAACAUGGUGAUCCGCUACAUGCGGGAUGUGGGCAUCAUAGCGAAGAUCGACUCGGACUUUCGAUUCAACAACACGUACCUCAAUCGCAUUGCCAAGAUGCGGCCCAACUUCGCAGACACUGCCAUUGUGCUGACCACGGAGCAUGUGAAGGGUCCCUUUGGCAUACUAAUCUUUGGUAUUUGCAGUGCCUCUCUGGCCUUUCUCCUCGAGCUGCUCUACGUUUAUCGCGGCUGCAGGCUACGCAGGCGACAGCGACGCAGGCAACUACGACGCACCAAGUGGCGCAGGGAACGUUAUCAACUCCGGCAGGCAAUGGCUCCGGUUGUGCGAUUCACGCCCGUCAAGAGACGCAAAGUCCUGUAA